GCCAAAAAUUUUCCUUCCCGUUUCUUGAGAAAAAAGUUAAGUCACUACAACCAUAUAAAAACCAGCAUCUUUAUUUGACCAUCAGUGAUUUCAGGAUAGUUUACUAACCAAAAUGAGGGGGCUACUACUGAUCGUAGGAAUAACUAUAGCUUUGCCAUCCAUGGCACUAUCUGCUGCUAUAAAUUGCCAUACAAGCGAAAUAAUGAAGUGUGUAGAUUUGGGCGUAGAUUGGUUUAUUUCCUUACCCAAAAGAUCCAUACCAGUCACUGUCACCGAUGUUGACAAUAUGUGCGAUAACCUCGAAAAAGCUUUUGAAUGUGCUCAUAAAUACUUGGAUACAUGUUUAACUCCAAUGCAAAAGGAAGUUGUUGAUUUGGCUGUAGAAGGAGUUGAAGAAUUUAGGUAUCAAUUUUGCUCUAAAGGAUCACCACAACGAUCUCGUUACGAAGCCCACUCUGAAUGUCUGAACCAAGUGGCUCAACUUGACGAAGUAAAAGAUCAUAUAGAAUAUUUUCUUGCUGUCCUUGAAAAUAUUAACUCCAUAGAAAACGAAAAGAAGCUUAUGUAUGGUUGCUGUGGCUACGCAAAGGGAUAUAACAUAAUGCAAGACCUUGUGAAAAGUAAAUGCGGAGAAGAAACAGCCCAAGCAGAUAGAGAAUUACUUGGAAUGAUAUUUGCCCAGCUACCCGAUGUCCUUUGCAAUGGUUUUACUGGCAAUGAAGACAGAUGCAAGGCAGUUCUUCCACCAGACGGAACCAAACCAACUAACGCACUCAAGGGAACAGCACUUUAUGAUUACGUACGCCAUGCAUUGCAGAAAUGGAUAGAUUAAUAUAAAUUAAAUCUAUGUCUGUUUUUUUAAAAAAAAUAUUUAUCCAUGUUUGUUAUUGAAGAUAAAUAUACUUUUGUUGUACAAUAUUCUGUAGUUUAGUUGACACUUAUAUAGUACUAUGCCAUAUUUGUUGUUUUCAUUAGGAAACAAGAAAUAACUCUCAAAUCUGACAAAAGGUUAAAAUCCUCAAAAAAGCAUUAAAAAAAUAUCCGCGAAAUUCUAUAAUAGAAAAUACAAAAAUAUCUAUAA
This is a messenger RNA of Parasteatoda tepidariorum (common house spider), 1081 nucleotides long. RefSeq lists its product as uncharacterized. NCBI's taxonomy places the organism in Eukaryota, Metazoa, Arthropoda, Arachnida, Araneae, Theridiidae. The record is from RefSeq and is a predicted model, not a curated record.